This is a messenger RNA of Branchiostoma belcheri (Belcher's lancelet), 6397 nucleotides long. RefSeq lists its product as uncharacterized. The transcript is spliced from 4 exons. The coding region runs from base 1167 to 5435 and encodes 1422 amino acids. Lineage: Eukaryota; Metazoa; Chordata; Leptocardii; Amphioxiformes; Branchiostomatidae. The record is from RefSeq and is a predicted model, not a curated record. Gene Ontology annotation, molecular function: [protein-PII] uridylyltransferase activity; protein binding.
AGUGCCGGCAGCCAGCUGAGAUCACUAGUUUUAAUCGUAGCGGAAAGAUGGCCAGUGAAUUAGAAAUAAACUGGUCCACCUUUCUACCUUCUUUGUAAUGCCCUAAACAACAUCGACCUGACAAGACUGUACGGGUAUGUACGGCUGUUCAUAUUAUUCUACUAAUGGCGUCGUCACUAUUGCUUGAUACUGUGCUUCAAUGAUAUUUAGAGAUGACAUUUUUAAAAUUUUAACGACAACGUCACAAGCAAAAAGUUUUCACUUUAAUUUGUUUAUUGGAAACAAAUACAACGCUGAUGUGGCAUGCAUAUGUAAAAAGCCCCACAAAAACAAGGUGCCUCUUGGGUUAUCGCAUUGACCUACUAGUUAAUAUUUUACGUGGAACUUAAUAGGCCGUGUUUAAGCAUCAACAAGGAUCACCUGACUAGCGCGUGACCAGUUGUUUUGAAAUACGUGACUGUUAGGAUCAAACAGGUCUUCCUUGACUAACCCAUGUAUGGGCACGUCGGCAGAACGUAAGCAGAGCACCAGCACCAAAGACGUAAUGUAUUGUGCAUUUUACUUCGGCAGAACCUCUCAUAUAAGGUUGCAUAUAAGGUUAACAUUUUGUCUGUAGUUCCAAAUGUUAUGUCAGAAAAGAUAUCGUCUGCAAAAUUUUAAUUGAACGUUGAAGAAACAUCCAACGAAAACCACAAAAAAGUAGGGUUUUGCGCAGUACGUUCUCACGAUGUGUUCAAUGUAUGCACUAGAAUAUUUACAGGGUCCUUACGUCAGCUUCAUUGCAUCAUCCUCGUAAUGUAAAGUCCAGGGUCUAACACAAACAGCGGUACUGUGAUAACCACAGUCGUAAAAGUUUGUCGUAACAGACGACAGCAAAACUACAGGAUCUCAAUAAUGCCUAUCCCUUCCAUUCUUUCUCAGGACUAUAAAGAAGAGUGUAGUUGACCAACUUGUGUAGUGCUCUGUGUAGAGCUAAAUUUUAAUAUGUUGCGCUCUGUAAAUAUUACGUAUACAUGGAUUAGGUUUAUCUCUAUAUUACGGAACUGAGACAAUUUGUAAACACUAGUGGACAACAAACCCUAUCUUACCGUACUGAAAACAAAUGGAGAGUCAAAGAAUUGAUUUUGAUUUCACAAGAUAACUGUACCUUGUCACGAGGAACAAUUAUGUCACAAACAAAGGCAAAACUGUCCAACGCGGUGGAGGAGUUUCAGGAACUGGACCUGAUAUUUAGCACUGGUUCUGAUCUAGAUGUAGUAAAAAGAGGAUACGCAAAUAAGUUGAUUCACGCCAUAUGUAGUCAAAACUAUGUCUUGGAGUGCGAAGCUUUGAAAAGUCUCGGAGAUCUAUACUUGUAUAAAGCAAAGAGAAAUCGUGAUAAAGCAGAGAACUUCAAUAGGGCAAUUUCUUUGUACACAGAACUUUUGAACUACUACAGAAGUAUUGAGGAGAAACAUGUUGCACAACAUCGCAUCAAUUAUGCAGAAAAAUGUACAAAACUGUCAGUUCAAGAGCCAAUGAAUUUGGGGACUGGGAAUUCAGUGACUACCACAUUGGCUGUAUCGAUGACCUUAUAUGAAAUGGAAGAGAAGGCCAAGGAGAAAGGGUAUGGCUUGACUCCUCUAAUUGAAGGUUAUACAGAUUCCUUCAUAAAAGCUAUCGUGGAAAGAAAAAAACGACUGCAAAUAGAAUCGUUGAAAAGUAUCGGAGAUGUGUACCUAGAGAAGGGAAGGGUUGACAAGGACGAGGCAGCGUUAACGAAGUCAGCUGACCUGUACCGAGCGGCGCUGGACCGCUGUGAAGAUUCAGACGGCAGAGAAGCGCUGAGGCACCGCAUCAAGUACGCCGAGAAAGUCAAGGGAAAAGGAGCUAAGGCUAAGAAGCGCCUAGAAACAAAACAUGUUCAGGGUACAAAAGGUGGAAAUGACAGCUUGCACACAGCACCUCCCAGUCUGGCUCAUGAAACCUGUGACGUCAUGGAUAGGAGAAAGCACGAAAGUACAUACCAAGAACACAUGCGUGAGGGCUGCAGGGCCCUGCAGACAGGGCAUCUAGAAAUGGCAGAACAGAGCUUCGCGGCUGCGCUCAAAUCCGUUCAUUUCAAAGAUUCAGAUGCAGAUCAGCAAAGGCAAGAAGCAGAGUCCAUGUGCAAGCUGAGCAAUGUCUACCUUCAGAAAGGAAUUCAGUCCAAAGAUGGAGGUGACUUCACCAAGGCUGCAGCACUCAGUAACGCAGCACUGGUAAGAUCAAAAAACGAAGACAGAGAUGGCAUCAAACAAGAGAUCCAGAAGGUAACCCAGUCGUUUGUUAAGCACGUUCUAGAUAUCGAACAAACAGUACCCUUAGAUGACGUGGAGAGACACAAAUCAAUAUUAUUGGAAUGCAGAGGCUAUGUGGAAAAAGAGAUCAAAAAGAUUGAGCAACAGGUUGAUCCUUACAGCCUUGAUGAUGACGACCUGAAGAUAAGGGAAGUAGAGAAGAUGAGAGUGGAGGCGAUCAAAUCAUUGUUUGACACAAUCGUCUACCAGCGAAAAGCAUUCAUAUCUCACCUUGUAGAUGAAUGCAUAGAGGUAAUGGGCCCCCCUCCCUGCAAGUAUGCCAUGAUAGGCCUUGGUUCACACGCCACAGGUUUGGUAACACCAUACUCCGAUCUGGAGUUUGCCAUUUUGAUAGAGAAUGAGAUCAACAACAUUGUGGAAUAUUUUCAAAAUCUAACACACUACCUGCAUCUAAAAGUGAUCAAUCUAGGUGAAACCAUCCUCCCGGCCAUGGCAAUCAAGUCUCUCAAUGACUUUAAGUCAGAUAACAAGUUAGACAACUGGUUCUACGACUCUGUAACACCACGUGGGUUCUCUUUUGAUGGAGCUAUGCCACAUGCAUGUAAAACCCCACUAGGCAGGGGUAAAACAUGUCUCCUUAUCCACACACCUCGUGAAAUGACCAAAGUUCUAGAGGAUGACAUUACGCUUUACCUCAAAGAAGGCUACCACCUAGCAAGUGUCUUGGGUAAUGUUUCAUUGAUUACCGGAGAACAAGACCUGGUUGAUGAGUACAUGGCAUUGUGGGAUCAACGACUUAAAGAUAGUGAUAAGGAACUGGUCAGUCUUGUAGCAGAAGAUAUGUUGAAAGAAAAUAGUGAAAAAUUUCACAAACAGGGUCUGACGGGCAGAAUGCUAGAUGUAAAGAAAGAAAUCUACCGAUUUUCAAGCCUUGCAGUGUCUUGCUGGGCACUACUUUUUGACAUACAGCCGACAACAAUGUGGGAGACAAUCCAAAAGAUGCGCAAGAACGGAGCUAUCAGUGCUGAGAAUGCGCAUCACUUGAUGGUGCUGGUCAGCAUCUCAGCAGAACUGAGGCUUAGGACAUACAUGAACAAUGGGGGUCAAGUGGAAAACAUGUCAGCUUUAUCGUCAUGGGCAACCAUUUCUGACAUCGGGGAACUAUCAAAUAAAGUGUUCUACAUCUCAAAUUCCAAGCAACUCAUGAGGUACUACUAUACGGCAAUACCACUAAAGCGCCUUGUUUCACAGUUUCGUAACAGGCAACCACUACCUACAGAAGGGCCAUCAAUUCUAUUUGACAAGUCCUCAAAAGUACAAGCAGAAAUAUAUCUAAGCCUGUGUGACUACCACAGCUCGAAACAAUGCACGAAACAAGCACUUCAGACAGAGCUAUGUCGACACGGACCCAGCGCCAUCCAUCCUGACAUCGCCGACUUACUUAAGAAACUGGGUAACGCCUGUAUCUACCUCGGCGAUUACCAAGAAUGCUUAGAAUACUAUGAGCAAUUCCUACAGAUGUUGCGGGGUAUCCAUGGUAAGAGCACUGCACACCGUGACAUAACCGCUGCGCUUCAUAACCUGGGUAACGUCUGGAAUGACAUUGGUGACCACAUGAAAGGCCUCAGCUAUCACAAACAGUCAUUGCAUAUGACACAGAGUAUCUAUGGCAAGGACACUGCACAUCCUGACGCCGCCUACUCACUUAAUAGCUUGGGUACCACUUGGAGGGAGCUUGGUGAUCACGGAAAGGCCCUCAGUUAUUGUGAACACUCACUAGAGAUGAUGCGAACUAUCUAUGGCAAGAGCAAUGCACAUCCUGAUAUCGCCCACUUACUUACAAACGUGGGUGACGCUUGGAGUGACCUUGGUGACCACAAAAAGGCCCUCAGAUAUUAUGAACAGUCACUACUGAUGAGGCUGAGUAUUUAUGGUGAGUGCACUGUGCAUCCUGAAAUCGCUGCCUCGCUUAUCAGCAUGGGUAGUGCAUUUGAUACCCUUGGUGAACACAGAAAAGCCGUCAACUGUUAUGAACAGUCAUUACAGAUUAUGUGGAAGAUCUAUGGUAAGAGCACUGCACACCCUGUUAUCGCCCAGUCGCUUAACAGCUUAGGUAUUGCCUUGAAAAAUCUUGGUGAUAACAGAAAGGCUGUCAGCUGUAUUGAACAGUCUCUAAGCAUGAGGCGGAGAAUCUAUGGUAGGGGGACUGCACAUAGAGAGAUCGCCCAGUCACUUACCAGCUUGGGUGCCGCCUGUUAUGGCCUCGGUGAGUACACAAAAGCUGUGGGCUAUUAUGAACAAUCGCUACUGAUGAAGCGAAGUAUCUAUGGUAAGGCUACGGCACAUCCCAGUAUUGUCGCGUCACUCAACAACUUGGGUAACGCCUGGAAUGAACUGAGAGAUCACAGAAAGGCUGUCAGUUACCAUGAACAGUCCCUGCACAUGAUGCGGAGUAUCCAUGGUGAGGAAAAAGCUCACCCUGUUUUCUCCGACAUACUUAACAACUUAGGUUGCAGCUGGAGUUACCUUGGUGAUCAUGAAAAGGCGUUCAACUAUCAUGAAAAAUCACUACACAUGAGGUGGAGUAUCUAUGGUCAGGGCAGUAAACACCCAGAUAUCGCCACGUCACUUAACAACUUGGGCAACGACUUAAGGCGCCUUGGUGAUCACAGAAAAGCCGUCUACUAUUAUGAGCAGUCACUACAGAUGAGGCAGAGAGUCUAUGAUGACAGCAAGGCACAUCCUGACAUUGCACAGUCAUUGGACAACUUAGGUUACGCUUGGAGUGACCUUGGUGAGCACCGAAAGGCCGUCACAUAUCAUGAACAGGCACUAGAGGUAAACAGGAGUAUCUAUGGUAUGAUGCAUCCUUCCAUCGCCGUGUCACUUAGCAGCUUGGGUAACACAUGGAGUGACCUUGGCGAUCACAUAAAAGCUGUUAACUACUAUGAAAACGCACUAGCUAUGAGACUUAGUUUGAAUGGUGAACAAACUGCAAAUCCCGACAUAAUGCUGUUAUUUCUCCAGUUGGGUAACACAUGGAGGAAGCUGGGUGAUCGCAGAAAGGCAAGAAUCUGUAUGGUUAGGGCGUCCCUGAUGUGGGAUAAGAGUUUAUAUUCAGAUUAUGGCAAUCCUAUUACCUUUGAAGAACUUUGAAUAUACAUAUAACUCAUAUAAAUCCGUCCAUAAAUAUCUCAAAAAGAAAGAGAACAAACUUGGAAGCAUACAUAUAACAUAGUCUUUCCAUUCUUUACAUGUGGUUAACGUACAAUUCUAGCCCCAUUAAAUGCAAUAAACUCCAUUGUCAUUGCCGAUAAUUUUAUGAAAAGAUGGGGAAUUCCAGAAGCUGAAAUCGGCAAUUGUAACCAUUGUUAAUUAGUAUAUCUCUUCUUUGAUGUCGAUCCCAGGAAUACAAAGAGUUGCACAACUGUUACUAGCAUUGUUAUCUAGUACAAUAUCUAGUAGCACAAUUGUUACUAGCAUUGUUAUCUAGUACAAUAUCUAGUGGCGCAAUUGUUACUAGCACUGUUAUCUAGUACAAUAUCUAGUGGCACAAUUGUUACUAGCACUGUUAUCUAGUACAAUAUCUAGUGGCACAAUUGUUACUAGCACUGUUAUCUAGUAAAACAUCUAGUGACACAAUUGUUACUAGCACUGUUAUCUAGUAAAACAUCUAGUGACACAAUUGUUACUAGUACUGUUAUCUAGUACAAUAUCUAGUGGCGCAAUUGUUACUAGCACUGUUAUCUAGUACAAUAUCUAGUGGCACAAUUGUUACUAGCACUGUUAUCUAGUAAAACAUCUAGUGACACAAUUGUUACUAGUACUGUUAUCUAGUACAAUAUCUAGUGGCGCAAUUGUUACUAGCACUGUUAUCUAGUUACAAUAUCUAGUGGCACGAUUGUUACUAGCACUGUUAUCUAGUACAAUAUCUAGUGGCACAAUUGUUACCAUUACUGAUAUCUAGUACAUUAUCUAGUGGCACAAUUGUUACUAGCACUGUUUGUCAUGACAUUAGCUCAAGCAAAUCACCGAAAGCUGGAAAACUUGGCCCUAAGUUCUAUCUUUUCCAAGAUUUCAUCUCUUUUCUUUAUUCAUAUUGAGACUUGGUGUGCUUA